Messenger RNA from Sordaria macrospora k-hell, 855 nucleotides. RefSeq lists its product as uncharacterized. NCBI's taxonomy places the organism in Eukaryota, Fungi, Ascomycota, Sordariomycetes, Sordariales, Sordariaceae. The record is from RefSeq and is a predicted model, not a curated record. Gene Ontology annotation, biological process: error-free translesion synthesis; error-prone translesion synthesis. Gene Ontology annotation, cellular component: nucleus. Gene Ontology annotation, molecular function: DNA-directed DNA polymerase activity; deoxycytidyl transferase activity.
AUGGCUCCUCCUGUCCAUCUCAAGCAGCCGCCACCGGCAGAGCCAGUUCAUUCUGGACGCGCCUUCGACCCGUGGAAUUCGGUAGCGGCCGGUCAUCAGCGAGCCGAGACUCGGGUGCCAACCGGGUGGCGUGAAUCUCGUGCCAGGAAACUGCAGAAUCAGUUUCGCGCCGGUCCUUCCGGUGGCGACCGGAUGUUGGACUCUGUUGGGGCUGGCGCCCAAGAUUUCGACGAGAAGCGUGGCGUCUUAAUUUCAAAGGAGGUACGAGCUCGCGCACUGAACAGCGUUGCCGAUAUGCUACGGAACCCUGGCACCAUGGCCACGGCCUCACAAGCAAGUUCGCAGUCACAUGCUUGUCUACCAGAAGAGAAAGGGCUGCAGAAAGGAGCAGAGUAUGUUCAAGACGAUGAUACCCGGGGGCUGGGAGACGCUCAACAAGGACAGAAGAACGAGGAAGGCCAAAGCACCAGCAGGAAAAUCUUUGAUGGGUUGAAUAUCUACGUGAACGGCAGCACUCAUCCUCUGAUAUCUGAUCAUAAACUGAAGCAAGUCCUCGCCGAGAAUGGUGCUCGUACGUCAAUCCAUCUCGGUCGUCGCCAAGUCACACACGUCAUCCUAGGCAAACCGUCCGGUCGAAAUACCGGCGCCGGUGGUGGACUCGCCGGCGGGAAACUGGAGAAAGAGAUCCGUAGAGUCAGCGGUUAUGGCGUCAAGUAUGUCGGUGUUGAAUGGGUUCUGGAGAGCAUCAAGGCAGGCAAGCGGCUGCCCGAGGCGAGGUUCGCUAACCUCAAGAUCGCGGCAAAGGGGCAGCACAGCGUUCUCUCCGCCUUCUCAAAGAACAAGCCGCCAGCAUGA